Zootoca vivipara (common lizard) is the source of this 1395-nucleotide messenger RNA. NCBI's taxonomy places the organism in Eukaryota, Metazoa, Chordata, Lepidosauria, Squamata, Lacertidae. The record is from RefSeq and is a predicted model, not a curated record.
AACCAAUGGGAGGCCAAGAUGUUAUUACCGAAGUCCCCACAGCCCUGAAACGUUUGGCCAAGUACAUGGUGCGUGGCUUCUACGGGGCCGAACACGCACUGGCCCUCGAUGUUUUGAUCCGCUACGCAUGCGUGAAGGAGGACGAUUUGCUGGUGCUCCUCAGGUAUGAGCGCAAACAGCUGCGGACCGUCCUGAACACCCUCAAGGCCGAUAAACUUGUGAAGCUGCGUGUGCGCGUGGAGACAGGCCGCAAUGGGAAGAGCGCGAGGCACAAUUACUACUACAUUAACUACAAGGUGUUGGUGCAUGUGGCGAAGUACAAACUGGAUCACAUGCGCAGGAAGAUUGAGGCAGACGAGCAGCGUUCCACCACUCGAUCGUCCUUCAAGUGUCCUGCCUGCUCAAAUGCGUACACCGACCUGGAAGUGAAUCAGUUGUUUGAUGCUUUCACAGGAACGUUUCGUUGCACCUACUGCAAUACCGAAGUUGAGGAAGAUGUGUCUGCGCUGCCCAGGCGGGAUGCCCAAACUCUGCUGGCCAAAUUCAACCAACAGACGGAGCCCAUCUUUGAGUUGCUCCGCGAAACGGAAGACAUUGUUUUGCCAUAUGACCUCCUUGAGCCCCAGCCUACAGAAAUACCGGAACUAGCAAUAAGCUUGGAUAAGAAUCCAUGUUCAAAAACUGAGCUGCUUCGUUGCCCUGAGAAAUGGGCUGCCAGGAGUUCUGCCAGUAACAUGUAUGUCCAGAACGUUGUUAUCAACAUCCAAAAGUCUGGACUUAAGAAGAAAGCAAUGGUCAAGGCAGUCAAAGGGCAACCUGUAUGGAUGACCCAAAGUACCGCAAAGGGGACCUCUUCAGCUGCGGCUUCUACAAGUGUCAAAAUGCCUAAGGAUGUAACAGACUCCCCCAAGAAACCUUCAAUUAACAAUGAAGAAGUACUAAGGACUCUACUCAUCCACGAGUCAAUCCCCUUCUGUGUGUGGGGGCAGACCCCUUGUUUUGACAAAAAUGGACCGCAGCAGUCAGAAAGUGACACCAGCGAGUCUGAGGAAGAAGCCAAACCAAGCGCGGUCAGCGCCACGGGCAGUGAUCUAGAAAAUGAUCAGGAGCCAAUAGUUCUAAAUCCGACCGUAAUUGUGGCUGGACAGCCACACCUAUACAGUGAAGUGAGUGAAAACCCAGAGCUGGUUUCAUUUAUGACAGAUGAAGAGCGAGAUGCCUACAUUAAAGCUGGGCAGGAGGUGUUCCAAUCUGUCUUUGAGUAAGCACAUGGGUCAGGUUGAUGGCUGACCUAUCAGAUGAACCUCUUUGUGCAAGUGGAUGGUAAUACAGGUAAAAAGGAUAAACCCUACUGUGCUUUUUGUUUAAGAAUGGCAUUUGAGAUGUCAAUUAUAA